AUGUCGCGGGUUACAAGAACUGAUGCACAAGCAGCUCUCUUUGAUUACUUACAUUGUACAAGAGGGUUUAAUUAUGUGGAUGCCGAACAUAUUAGCAAGAACUCGCCUCAUUUUCUUCAAAGCUUGCUAUCCAAGGUUGAUAAUGAUCAAGACAUAACAAGGGCAUUGACUCGUUUCUUUAGAUACCAUCCGAUUAAUGAGUUCGAGCCGUUCUUGGAAAGCUUGGGGUUGUGCUCAUCCGAGCUUACAUCUUUGCUUCCGCGAAAUUUGAUCUUUUUGAGUGAUGACAGUGUCUUGCUUGAUAAUUAUCAUGUUCUUUGUGAUUACGGCAUUCCUCGUGUUAAAAUGGGGAAGAUUUAUAAGGAAGCGACUGAGAUAUUCGGAUAUGACUAUGGAGUAUUGGAUAUGAAAUUGAGGGCUUAUGAGAAAUUGGGUUUGAGCAGAUCAACAGUUAUAAAGUUGGUGACAUGUUCACCUACUGUUUUGCUUGGUGAGAUGAAUAGUGAACUUAUUAAGGUUCUUGAGAAAUUGAAAAUCUUAGGGUUUGAAAAUGAUUGGAUUGGAGGAUACUUAUCCAAUAGGCACUCCUACAAUUGGGGUAGAAUGCUUCAUACGUUGCAUUUUCUCAAUGAAGUAGGAUAUAGUGAUGAAAAGAUGGCGGCUUUGUUUAAGAUGAACCCUGCAUUCUUAUUUGAAGGCUCUGGGAAACGGAUUUAUGUGUUGGUUGGGCAGUUACUGAAGUUGGGUCUUAAAAUGAAUGACAUAUACUCACUAUUCUGUCAAAAUCCUAAUAUCCUAUCUCUGAAGUGUGCUAAAAAUCUCUGGCAGGCAUUGUACUUCUUGUUGGAGAUAGGAUUAGAGACCGAAAUUAUUGCAAAUAUUGUAUCUACACAUAUACAACUUCUGGGGUCACAUUCUCUGAAGGGACCAAAGACCGUUUUGAGGUGCUUCAAGGGCGACAAAUGUCGUUUAUGUGAAACUAUAAAAGAGGAUCCUUUGAAUUUAUUCAGAUUAGCCUCAAAAUCAAAAGUUAGCUUGGAGCAGAUGACUUCCCAGAACCCAGGAAAAUUAUUUGAGAAAACUGCUUUCUUGUUGAGAUUAGGUUACUUAGAAAAUUCAGAUGAGAUGGCAAAAGCUUUAAAGCAGUUCCGUGGACGAGGAGACCAGUUACAAGAGAGGUUUGAUUGUCUAGUAAAUGCUGGUCUGGACUGCAAUGUUGUAAUUAAUAUGAUUAACCAGGCCCCCACGGCGCUGAACCAGAGCAAAAAUGUGCUUGAGAAGAAAAUUGAUCUACUGAAAACAUAUUUAGGUUAUCCAGUGGAAUCUAUUGUGUCAUUUCCAUCUUACCUCUGCUAUGAUGUUGACAGAGUCCAUCUUCGGUUUUCAAUGUAUGCAUGGCUGAAGCAAAAGGGUGCUGCAAAACCAACAUUGUCAGUGAGCACUCUUCUUGCUUGUUCAGAUGCCCGCUUUGUAAAAUAUUUUGUUGACAUACAUCCAGAAGGUCCAGCAAUGUGGGAAAAUUUAAAAAGUUCACUUCAAUCCAGCUAA
Messenger RNA from Nicotiana tabacum (common tobacco), 1548 nucleotides. Its product is annotated as transcription termination factor MTEF18, mitochondrial. Gene Ontology annotation, biological process: regulation of DNA-templated transcription. Gene Ontology annotation, molecular function: double-stranded DNA binding. NCBI's taxonomy places the organism in Eukaryota, Viridiplantae, Streptophyta, Magnoliopsida, Solanales, Solanaceae. The record is from RefSeq and is a predicted model, not a curated record.